GACAUGCUUUCGGGGCAGGGGGCGGCCGCUGGGGCCCGCAGUCUCUUGACUGGAGAGAUUUGACAAGAUACAAGGAGACUCAGUGCUACGUUAGCGGGUCCGUGGUGCAGCCUUGGUCGGAGACAUUUUUGAUUCCAGAAAUAUUUUUUUCUUCUCAGCUUUUGCCCGACUCAAAUUUGGCUGCAAUUGCCCCCAGCAUGGACCACACCAGCAUCAGCGAGUUGGUGCUGCAGUGCUUCCGCAGAUCUUCUGUCUGCGAAAGAGAAGGAUGGUUAAAAAGAAUUUGUUUAGUUGGAGGAACUUCGCAGCUGCCUCACUUCGCCCGCAGGCUGGAAAUGGAUUUGCUGCGCUCCUGGAGAGAAUCUGCUGGCGCUUAUUAUAAUGUCAAAGACCAAAUAGAGGUUAAGGUGCUGCCUUGUGAAGACCGCCAGCUUGCUGCCUUUCGCGGCGCCUUAUUAUUUGGACUGGUGGCCCGCCAAGAGCCGGAGGCCUGGCUGAGCCGCAGCCAGUUUGAGAGGACAGAGGGACUCGAAAAGACUGCCCGGCAGAUGGCCCUUUACAGCUAG
Molecule: messenger RNA, 566 nt
Organism: Eimeria tenella
Lineage: Eukaryota; Apicomplexa; Conoidasida; Eucoccidiorida; Eimeriidae
Product: actin-like family protein, putative
Exons: 6
Source: RefSeq, a predicted model, not a curated record